Messenger RNA from Prorocentrum cordatum, 468 nucleotides. The record is from the annotation of a GenBank genome assembly. Lineage: Eukaryota; Dinophyceae; Prorocentrales; Prorocentraceae.
CCGCGCUGGCUCGGCAGCCGCCAAGACUCGGGCCCACCCCCGGGGUGAAGCCGCCCGCGAUGCUGCCGGAGGGGCUCCGCCGCUGAGGGGCGCCGCGUCGGCUGACGAUGUGGCCCAGGCGGCGGCGCCCCCCCGCUGCGCGGGCGCGGGCCGCGCUGGUGGCCCUGGCGCACGCGGCCGCCGUCUGCAGCGGCGGUGCCGCGGGGGCCACGGGGGGCCUCCAGCCGAUCGACGUCCCGCUGGCCAGUUGGAAGCGCAUCCUGGUCGACGGGCGCGUCACGGAGCUGGUCCACGCCACCCACCUCGACGACCUCCUGAAGGACACGCCCGAGGCGUCGAGGCCGCCGACCGUGAUCUACGUCCACGACAGCACGCGGCCGGAUCGAGGGCGCCUGCGGCGAGCCACCGAGGAUCGACCCCCCGAGGUCUUGGCGUCGCAUGGCCUGAGAUGAACUGCGUGUUUUUCGG